UGGAAGCGUGAUUGUGAGGGCUCGAUAUAUCUAUCCCUUUGCUUCUCCAGUUCGGCACAAAGACGAAGCAAGAAAAAUAAGAGCGAAACAGAACUCAGAAAUAAAAGUUGGGCGGCUCGAAGCGUGAUUGUGAGGGCUCGAUCAGUUCCGAAGAAACAUAUUGGUUUUGUUAUUGAUUGAUUGCAGCAGCGAGAGGAGAAAUGAGGCCUACACCGAUGGAGUUCUUUGCGGAGAUGGAAGAACAGGGAUCGACGGUAGCGAUGGACGUGGAUGAUGUCGAUCCACUUGAGAUAUUAGGCGAGGGAGUGAUCUCAGCAGAGAACAAGCUCGCCGAUGCCGAUUUCUUCAACUCCUUCGAGGACGAUUUUGAUGACUCCGACAUCAACUGAAACAAGAUGAUUGAUGCUAGUAUGUCCUACUGCUUUUUAGGGAUUUCAGCACUUCUAGUUUCUUGGCGAUAAAUUGAAAAUUGGAGACUGAUUGCUUUUGAGUACUUGAUUGGUUAUGGCAUAUUUGCUUGCUUUUCCCUCAA
Molecule: messenger RNA, 532 nt
Organism: Cucurbita moschata (crookneck pumpkin)
Lineage: Eukaryota; Viridiplantae; Streptophyta; Magnoliopsida; Cucurbitales; Cucurbitaceae
Product: small acidic protein 1
Exons: 2
Coding region: 201-389 (62 amino acids)
Source: RefSeq, a predicted model, not a curated record